Molecule: messenger RNA, 3082 nt
Organism: Panicum virgatum (switchgrass)
Lineage: Eukaryota; Viridiplantae; Streptophyta; Magnoliopsida; Poales; Poaceae
Product: probable F-actin-capping protein subunit beta
Exons: 9
Coding region: 2035-2808 (257 amino acids)
Biological process (GO): barbed-end actin filament capping; cell morphogenesis; actin cytoskeleton organization
Cellular component (GO): cytoplasm; F-actin capping protein complex
Molecular function (GO): actin filament binding
Source: RefSeq, a predicted model, not a curated record
UAGCAGAGAUGCGGAUGUUGCGGUGGUUUUGCGGGCACACAAGGAGGGAUAGAGUCCGGAACGAAGUUAUUCGGGAUAGUGUCGGGGUGGCACCAAUUGAGGAGAAACUUACCCAGCAUCGGCUGAGGUGGUUUGGACAUGUCCAACGAAGGCCUCCUGAGGUGCCGGUGCGUAAUGGGGUUCUUGAGCGGGUCGAUAAUGUAAAGAGGGGUAGAGGUAGACCUAAACUGACGUGGGAUGAGUCGGUUAAGAGAGAUCUUAAGGAUUGGAAUAUUUCUAAAGAGACAGCUUUGGAUAGGAGCGCUUGAAGACUAGCUAUCAAUGUGCCUGAACCUUGAACUUAUUUCUUUCGGGUUUCAUCUCUAGCCUACCCCAACUUGCUUGGGAAAAAAAAGCUUGUUGUUGUUGCUGCUGCAUGAAUAUUAAUUGUGAUGCACUAUUAUUGCACCUCAUCAUUAGAUGCUCUGAGCUGAAAUAUUUCACGAGGCAUUGUCCUGUUUAUCUUUCUCAGGUACAAUCAAAUGAUUUUCUUAGUUUUGUUUGAUAUCCUAUAAUGAUCUAAAAGUCAGAUGCCAUUGCAGAAUCUAAUUCACUGGAAAAACUCCAGAGGAUGAGGAAUCAUAUUCCUCUCCUAUCUUGACAAACGAGCGUUUCCUUCCUUUUCUUUUACAGUCUGAAGACUGCACAUGCAGAACAUUCUUCUGUUGUUAUGUCUUCCUGUGGGCAAACCAAUGCUUUAUGUCUGACCAUACCAGUCUCUAAUCGCCUCUUCAUUAUUCUAGCAAUCCAUUUUGAUUGUUCUUGGACAGUACUUCACAACAAAAUCAAUCCAUUGUGCAUGGAUACCUAAUUUUUAAUUGUCCAAUGCAAUUCUUAGUUUCAACAUUUUCCUCUUCUACUUUCAUACAUCUGAACUAAUGUUUCAUCAAUUUUGUUAUUUCAGCCUCUUACGAGGAGCGUAUAGCAAAAGUGAAGACAAAGUUCACUGAUAAUCUUAGCAUAGCAUAUUGAAUAGUAACAUCUAUACUCUGAAGAGAAAGCAUGGAACCAUAGAAAGAUCAGUCCUUAUUAGUGCAGAUUCUGCCAUAACUACAACCUACAGUCUAUUGGAGCCAUUCGACAAUCAGCAGCAAUUGAAAUGUAGAACAUACAGACUGGAGUAGAUCGGCCUCCUACUUCUGGGGACUUGUCAGUGUCGUGUGCUUCAUCAGCUUAUUCUCGCAUGCAGCUGGACCAAGCAUCCACUGCAAAAGGAGGCAGCGAGCCCUGCAUGCCAAGUUUACUUGCACUCGCAUCUAAGCAACAUUCAUUUCUGUAACAACGACAGCGUUUUACUCAAGGCAGAAUCAAUUGGUUUCUCAUGUGCCCAUCCACCAUUGCUUCGAGUGCAUCCCACCCCUUUGUGGUAAUUGUAUCUUGCUACAAUGAAAUAGCAUGAUUUAUUCAGCACUGGUCAGUGUCAUGUGGUAGUUGUAAAUUUCUAAUGCUACUAGCUGUUGCUCUUCUGAGUUUUCUUGUUGCCAACAAACGAAAUGAGAGUACUACCGAGUAACAGCUUUUGUACUCUCUGCAUAGUUGUAAGAAAUCAAAUCUCGAACGCCUUGUGCGAGGCUUGAAUGCCAUGGCAGCGGAGUGGCAGAAAGUACCACCUUGUUAGCCGAUCUGAUGAGUUCGAUUUGUGCUGUCCGUUCGGACCAUAUUUGCCAAAAUAUUUCUAUGAUACUACCAAAUAAUUUUUGUUUGGAUGCAUUUGUUUUCCUUUUUUAUUAAGAAGAUUUAUUAAAAAGAUCGGUGGUGGGCUGCCACUAGCAGAUUCAUCAAUUCAUCAGGCAAACACACAAAAGAAAGCCAGCCACAGAAGACGGAGCCGAGGAGGAGGGAUGAGCAACUGAAUUAGGACGAAAGCAACGGAACCGAACGGGGGGAGACGACGACGACGCCGUAGCCGGCAGCAGCGCCAGCACAGCAGCUGGAGGAGAAGAAACGAGGAGGGAGGGAUCUACGUGAGUUGGAGGAGAGGGGACAGGACGAGCCAUGGAGGCGGCGAUGGAUCUGAUGCGGCGGAUGCCGCCGGCCAGCGCCGAGACGGCGCUCAACGCGCUGCUCUCCCUCCUCCCCGAUCACUCGCUCGACCUCCUCUCCCAGGUCGACCUCCCGCUCCAGGUUUGCAUGGAUAAGGAGACUUUGAAGGAAUACAUUCUAUGCGAGUAUAACCGUGAUGCUGACUCCUACCGAUCACCUUGGUCGAACAAAUAUGACCCUCCUUUGGAAGAUGGUACGGUUCCCUCUGAAGAGAUGAGGAAUCUUGAGAUUGAGGCAAAUGAAGUUUUCUCUGUCUAUCGUGACCAGUACUAUGAAGGUGGGAUUUCAUCUGUGUACGUUUGGGAGGAUGAAGAUAAUGGUGGUUUUAUUGCAUGCUUCUUAAUUAAGAAAGAUGGAAAAGGAACACGAGGGUACAUGCAGAUUGGUUCAUGGGAUGCCAUUCAUGUUAUUCAGGUUGGUCCUGAAGAAGAAGGAGCAGCACAUUACUGCUUGAACAGCACUGUGAUGCUGUCAUUGACAACUGACAACAAGCAGUCUGGAACCUUCAACUUGUCUGGAUCGAUUAGACGGCAGAUGAGCAUGACUCUCGCUGUAGCAGAUGGGCACCUCGUUAAUAUGGGGAAAAUGAUAGAAGAAAUGGAGGGGAAGCUGAGAAAUUCACUGGACCAGGUCUAUUUCGGGAAGACGAGAGAAAUGGUUUGCACUCUUCGGCCGCCACCAGAAGUGCUUAAUAUGAGACUACCCGAUAGCGGAACCAGUGAAUAGUACUGUCAAUUUAACAAAGAAAUAUGUCAUGUCUUCACUAUUAUUUCGUUAGGCAUGGUCUGUUUGUGCUUUUCCGUAUUUGUUUCUACUUAAUAGUUAUUAUAGUCUGUGUAUCAGAACUGGCACCUUGUUUUCAUAGGAGCCUCUUGCCCUCCAAUUUCUUGUAAAUUAAUGAGAUUAGCCAAUCAUGUCAGCUCUACCUGCAAAGUUUCGCCAGAAGUGUUGUAUUUGCCUUCUACUAUGGAUGGGGAAGAACUGUGUUACCUAUUGUGAA